Molecule: messenger RNA, 2283 nt
Organism: Pseudomassariella vexata
Lineage: Eukaryota; Fungi; Ascomycota; Sordariomycetes; Amphisphaeriales; Pseudomassariaceae
Exons: 1
Coding region: 1-2283 (760 amino acids)
Source: RefSeq, a predicted model, not a curated record
AUGACCUCUCCCGACAGGUACUACGCCCUGUACCUCACCCUCAUGGGUAUAAUAAUCUACACCGGCAAAAAAGACGACACGGCCAUCAUCUACCUCCCACUUAUGUGGGGAGCGGUGUUGAUGCCGUUCACAGCUUUCGAAAUCGUGCCGUUCUUCGGUCUUUUCAUAUUAUCACUCUUUUUUCACGCCGUGCUUUCGGCUACUUGCCUUUCGGUUUUCCUCUGGUCUGCCUGGACGUACGCCAUCGUGCGUGAGCCCGUCCUCAGCCUGUAUUUCCGAUUAAAGCACAAGAUUUCGGAGCUACGCCUCUGGUGGCAGCGAAGCGUUGCAAAGCUGGACCUCGCGAAGCAGCAAUGCCUAGCAUGGCCAGGUCGCAAGCUACGCGAGUGCAUGACCUGGUUACACUCAACGUUUAUCAAGAGCAAGCACACCGUCAACUCUCUCGGUCUGUUCGGUUUGGUCUCAACCACCUUUUGGUCGACCUGCCAGCUCGUGGUGUUGAUGUGGUUCGCCGUCGUUCUGAUAGUGGCGAUGGUGGCUUCCGUGAUGCAUGUACCUACAAAGUUUGCCAUUGCAUUUUUACAGGCCUUGAAGUACUCACUAUUGCCAAAGAACUGGAUCCGUCAGCCAAAUGAGAUCCGCCCUGAGAUACGUCCGCCUCCUCGACCCGAGCCUAACCUGAACGACUGGAUGUGUGAAGAUCCCCCAUCCGCGCCAAAAGGUUUUGCGACCCGCAGCAUCAAUCUUUCUGCCACCGUCGCCCUCACCAACAGUGCUCGUCACGGCACCCUUUCUACUAUCCCAAGGACGUCAGGCUUCAAGAAGAGCUUUCGUGACCAAUUAUCGAGUAUCGCCCCCAGGCCCCCCCGUCUCGCGGCCACAUACUCAAACCGACCCCCGUCUCACCUUCCGCCGCCUAUCCAAACUUGGUCCGAAAUACAUGAAGAGUACAACUCUUCACAAACUCCCAAGCUCCCUCCCGACAACCGCGCCUCGUCUUCGAUCUCGUCCGUUGGUUUGCCAGAUCGUGGUAAUGCUGCAGCCAAUCCCGCCACUGUACUGAAGAAUAGCCCUUGGCUUAUGACCGUCAAUACCAACAAACUUGCCGGCCUCACCUUCGAUGCUCCUGCAGAUAGGAUGUUUUCUGGAUUGGCAACAAGUGCCGGCCAACAGGUUGGCACUGAGAUAACGCAGUCCUCUCCAUUCGUGCAUGAGGAUUCCGGAAGUCCGAUAGUCGUUGACAUCCCGGAGAACGACCCAAAACCUGAGAAUCCGAUUCGCGUCGAGCAAGAGUCGCUGUCGCUUUAUUCGUCUAGCUUCUCUGUUACCGAAUCGCAGCACCCCCCGGGGACUGUGACAACGGACUUCGAAGUGGAUAUGAGCGAUGCGCCAGAUCCUUCCUCGUCACCGGCUACUCGUUCUACGUCUGAGUUUGUUCGUCGAGCAUCCGUGAGAUCGGCCACUCGUCCUCCGCCAACUACCAAACUUGCUUUUGCACCAGUGACUGCUGUUACCGCUUCCCUGGCCAAACCCCAAACUUCUAGCCCUCAACUUCUUCCGAGUUCGGGUAAUUCUCAAGUCCUGCACCCGGUGCAUGGAGUCGAGACGCCCCCGCGUCAAGUGCAAGGAGAGCGCCCCAUGAAGAAGCCGGCCAGUCAGCUCGCCAAAGCGAGGAAUGCGCCCGUCGGACAAGUUAGUACGAUGGUCGAACGCACUACCGCAGACGAAGCUCAGGCGCAGCGUUACUCGGAGCAGCACGCAGGUUCUUUGGAUACCAAAGCACCAGAGUUUAACUCAAACAAGUUCCUGUUGGAACGUUCAGCGGCACCGCAGACCCCGAAGACGCCUGACGUUCCUCGCACGGCGACCGCCAAAGGACGACCAUCUGCGGAGAAGUCGGAGCAAUCCGAGGCCUCCAAGGGUGGGAAAGCUGGUCGGCCUGCUUCGUCGGCGCUGAGGGCGAAGCCGUCCCCGUCCACGCCUAAAGGAUUCCUGCCGAAUAGCAAGAAGAAGCCCAGUGCCGCGGCGCAAGCCAAGGCGGCUAACGAACGACUUCAUGCGGAAGCUAUGGCGAAACAAGCAGCCGCUCGCGCAGAGGCCCAAAAAAAGGCUUCAAGCUCAGCACCGUUACUGUUCGGCGUCCCCGGCGGGGCCCGGACAGGUCAAAUAAGGACUUAUAUUGGUCCAACGGUUUCUGCGGGCAGACGUGAGGCACCUUCAUUGCCGGAACCAAGAGCUAAAAAGGCCAAGGAGAACUCCAAGUUGGAGAAAUCUGACGAGUAG